Messenger RNA from Arachis ipaensis, 1097 nucleotides. Lineage: Eukaryota; Viridiplantae; Streptophyta; Magnoliopsida; Fabales; Fabaceae. The record is from RefSeq and is a predicted model, not a curated record.
AUGUGCCGACGCACACAAGGGAAAAAGGACGAGAAAGCAAGAAAGAAAAAGAAGAAAGAAAGAAAUGGUGAGGCCAGAGAGGAAGAGAUCUGGGGGGAGGAGGGACGGGAGACCGGGAAGGAGGGGACUGGGAGCAGUCGUCACUGCCGCGCCGCCGCUCCGUUGCCUUCGCGCCGCACCACCAUCGCAGGAGAGAACCGAGGGGAGAGAGAGCGACGCAUUUCUAGAGAGGGAGCUACUGCCGUCUGCACCGCCGGACCCUAUUCGCGUUGCUGUCGCCGAUUGGUGGAAGGGAGGAGCAGAGUGCGCACAGAGGAGGAGAAGUCGUUCACCACUGCCAAACCUCCAUCGCAGCAACUCGCUGCCACUAAAGCUCGUCACUGCUGCUGUGCCACCACCGCGGAGAGAGGGAGUGACGCGAUUAAAGAGAGGAGGAGGAAGGAGACCCGUGCGCCGUCGGAGCCAGUGUCGCCCAGUCGCCACCGUUCGUGCCUCGCCGUCGCCAUUCAAGCCACUGCCGAGUCACCGUCGAUGAAGCUUCAGCCGCCGCCAUCGAUUUUCACUGGGGAACAACCGUCGUGCCUCUGGUUGUCGGAAUCACGGACUGGAGAGAAGGGGGCUGCCUCUCCUAUUGCUGCUGCUUCGUUCUUUUAUCCUAUUCUGCAUCACCUUCACUUUCCAUUAUUUUUGUCAGGUUCCUUCUUGCCGGUAAUGGCCGUUGGAUUUGCAACAGCUCCAACCUUUGUUUCCUUCUUAAUUCGGGUUGACUAUUGUGUACGGUGCUUCUAUGGCUGUCACUGCUACGGAAAAUGGUUGGAUUCGAUGUCAUUGAAUUUGGGCCAAGAGAAAAGGAUUUUUAGUCGCUUUUGGCUUUGUGGGUUUCGACUAAUUGAGGAACCGGAUGAAGAAGUAUUAUGAAGAGUUAUAUUGCGUUUUGGUUUAUAUGAUAUUGUAUUAAUUAGAUAAUUUUUCUUCCCUCGUCUUUGUUAUUACAAUUUUAUAAGAGGGAUAGGAGUUGUAUGUUUUAUAUGUAAAUUACAUUAUAAGCUAAUAUGUAAGAAGUAUUGUAUAUGAAUCUAUGCCUGUUUAUUUUUUUA